This is a messenger RNA of Tinamus guttatus (white-throated tinamou), 1326 nucleotides long. Lineage: Eukaryota; Metazoa; Chordata; Aves; Tinamiformes; Tinamidae. The record is from RefSeq and is a predicted model, not a curated record.
CAAGCUCUGUGAGUGCCAAACACUGAGUUAUGGGCUGGAUUGCUACCAGUACAUCAUGAAGAUUGACUUUAUUUUUGCUCUCCCAAGGAUCACGUAUCUUAUGAAUUCACUGUCUCCUCCACCUCACUGCUGCCUCCAUCAAUAUUGUUACCACUUCUAGGAAAACUGAACUUGAGGCUUUGCCUUCAACUCAGCCUCUUCUCUCUCCUUGGAACAACCAGUAUCACCUUCGUGUACUACCAGAACAAACCCCUGUGGGUUAUUUUGCCCUUCACAAAGCACAUCGCCUGGAGAAAUCACUUCAUAUUCCCUUUCCUUCUGGGAUAAAGGCCUCCAGAUCUUAAAGGACAGUUGAAAUCUUUCCUUGAAGAGGAGACAUUUUCUCUCAGCUACGCGCACUUGCUGUCUCUCUUUCCACCUACUCUCCCUUUCUCUGUCCCUUUCUGCUUUCCUCCUUCUCCUGUGGGAUUUAUCAGCUUUGGUGUUGACUGCUGGGGUUAUCAUUGCAGUACUGUGGCUUUUGUUUUCCUCCUAGGGAAGAGUUGGUUCUUGAAACAAUGGGCUUCACUCUCCACUCUAUCUACUUCACCUUGAAGGUGAGUUUGCUGCUGGGCCCCUUGCUGGGUCUCUGCUUGGGUCUGGAGUUCAUGGGCAUCCCUAACCAGUGGGCCCGCUACCUCCGCUGGGACGCCAGCACCAGGAGCGAGCUCAGCUUCCAGUUCAAGACCAACGUCUCGGCCGGGCUGCUUCUCUACUUCGAUGACGGCGGUGUCUGUGACUUCCUCUGUCUGUCCCUUGUGGAUGGGCGCAUCCAGCUCCAGUUCAGCGUGGACUGUGCUGAGACUACGGUUAUUACAGACAAGCAGGUCAAUGACAGCAACUGGCACUUCCUCAUGAUCAGCCGCAACCACCUUCGGACGGUGCUAGUGCUGGAUGGCGAAGCCAAAGCGGGUGAAGUGCGUCCACAGCGCCAGUACAUGAACAUCGUCAGUGACCUUUUUGUGGGUGGAGUGCCCUUAGACAUCCGUCCUGCAGCCUUGACACUCGAUGGUGUUCUGAGUGAGCCUCCGUUUCAAGGAUUUAUCCUGGAUCUGAAAUAUGGCAACUCUGAGCCACAGCUCCUGGGCAGCCAAGGGGUCCGGCUGGACAUGGAGGGGCUCUGUGCAGAAAACCCCUGUGAAAACGGUGGCACUUGCUUUCUUCUGGACGGCGAGCCACACUGUGACUGCUCAGCCACUGGACAUGCUGGCAAACUCUGUUCUGAAGAUGUCAAUCAUAUUCCAGGCCUCGCACACCUGAUGAUGGGUGAACAAGGUAGAAGCAAAG